Messenger RNA from Trypanosoma theileri, 2157 nucleotides. Its product is annotated as Oligopeptidase B. The record is from RefSeq and is a predicted model, not a curated record. Bases 1 to 2157 code for a protein of 718 amino acids. The transcript has a single exon. Lineage: Eukaryota; Euglenozoa; Kinetoplastea; Trypanosomatida; Trypanosomatidae. Gene Ontology annotation, biological process: proteolysis. Gene Ontology annotation, molecular function: serine-type endopeptidase activity.
AUGUCGACAAAACCAACAACCUCUGGGCCUAUUGCGGCACAUAAAGAUCAUGAGGUUAUUUUUGGUCAUGUCGAGGGUGAAAAUCGAGGGCCAAACCCCAUGAACCCGCCAAGACGCCGGAAUGACCCGUUAUUUUGGUUGCGUGAUGAUGCUCGCAAAGACCCUGCAGUUAUCGCCCAUCUGAAACUGGAACAGGCACACUUUGAAGAGCGCACCGCAGAUAUUAAAGAAUUUGCAGAAACUGUUUAUAAAGAGCACAUUUCUCAUAUUCAAGAAACGGAUAUGUCUGCACCUUAUUUACAUGGUUCAUACAUGUACUAUACACGAGAAGUGAAGGGUCUCUCGUAUAAGAUUCACUGUCGUGUGCAAGUUGGGAAAACACCAGGAAAAGAAGGUGAAGAAGAAAUUAUUUUGGAUGAAAAUAAAUUGGCUGAAGGAAAAUCAUUUUGUGUUGUUCAUGAUGUAAAACCAGCUCCACCAGAGCAUAAACUUAUUGCAUAUUCUGUAGAUUACAGUGGAAAUGAGGUGUACAGUAUCCGUUUCUUACAAGAUGGAGCUCCAGAUGUGGUGGAUGGGACGAAUGGUGAUAUCAUUUGGGGACCAAAUGCCUCUUGUUUCUUUUAUACCACGAAAGAUGCGGCUCAACGUGAUAAUAAAAUUUGGCGACAUAUUAUGGGUCAGCCACAAUCAAAAGAUGUAUGCCUCUAUACAGAGGAUGAUCCACUUUUUUCUGCAUUUAUGGGUAAGUCUAGUGAUGGUCAAACACUUCUUGUUGGUUCUGCCUCAUCAGAAACAACAGAAAUUCAUUUAUUGGAUUUGCGUAAUGGUAAUAAUCAUAAUGUAUUGGAAACUGUUCGUCCACGUGAGAAGGGAGUACGUUAUGAUGUGGAACUUCAUGGUACCGAUACACUUAUGAUAUUAACCAAUAAAGAUAAGUGCAUGAAUGGAAAGGUGGUUCUCACCACUCGUAGUGCACCAUCUCAAUGGGGAAAUAUUCUUCUCCCACAUAGUGAAAGUGUUUUUAUUGAAAAUAUUGCAGUCUUUAAAACGUUUGCAGUCUUUGCAGGUCGACGAGAUGGACUCACUAGAAUUUGGACAAUGCAAACUGGAGAUGAUGGUUCUUUUAAUGAUGCUACUAUGCAAGAAAUAGAAUUUGAGGAACCUGUAUUCACCGCUAGACCUGUAUUCUCACACAUGAAAGAGUAUCAUACAGAGACCCUACGUCUCACUUACUCUUCCAUGACAACUCCAACAACUUGGUUUGAUUUUCAUGUGGGAAAAGGAACUCGUACUUCAGUAAAAGUUCGUGAAGUUGGUGGUGGUUUUAAUUCUAAAAAUUAUAUUUGUAAACGUUGUUUUGCUUUGGCACCAGAUGGGACAGAAAUUCCCCUCUCUAUUGUACAUGAUAUCAAUCUGGAUUUAAGUAAACCACAUCCUACCAUGUUGUACGGUUAUGGUUCCUAUGGACUUUGCAUAGAACCGGAGUUUGGUAUUAAAUAUUUACCAUAUGUGGAUCGUGGAAUGAUUUACGCCAUUGCUCAUAUUCGAGGAGGAGGUGAAAUGGGAAGAGCUUGGUAUGAAGUGGGGGCAAAAUAUCUUACAAAACGAAAUACAUUUUCUGAUUUUAUUGCCAGUGCGGAGUAUCUUAUUGAGUCUGGGAUGACGACAUCCUCUCUAUUGGCAUGUGAGGGUCGUAGUGCGGGUGGAUUAUUAAUUGGUGCUGUUCUUAAUAUGCGUCCGGAUUUAUUUCGAGUGGCUUUGGCAGGAGUUCCUUUUGUGGAUGUGAUGACAACGAUGUGUGAUCCAAGUAUUCCACUCACAACAGGAGAAUGGGAAGAGUGGGGAAACCCAAAUGAAUACAAAUACUUUGAUUAUAUGAACAGUUACAGUCCUAUAGAUAAUGUACGUGCACAGGAUUAUCCACAUCUUUUAAUUCAAGCAGGAUUACAUGAUCCUCGUGUGGCUUAUUGGGAACCAGCGAAAUGGGCUUCCAAAUUGCGGGAACUUAAAACAGACUCUAAUGAACUCUUACUUAAUAUGGAUCUUGAGAGUGGUCAUUUCUCAGCCAGUGAUCGCUACAAGUACUGGCGGGAAAUGGCAAUCCAACAGGUUUUUGUAUUGAAGCACUUGGGUGUGCGAGCUUUACUUCGGAGAUGA